This is a messenger RNA of Cuscuta europaea, 553 nucleotides long. The record is from the annotation of a GenBank genome assembly. NCBI's taxonomy places the organism in Eukaryota, Viridiplantae, Streptophyta, Magnoliopsida, Solanales, Convolvulaceae.
AUGUAGUCCUCGCACAGAAGCCCCCUACCUUCCGCAUGUGCGUGGACUACACCGAUCUCAACAAAGCAUGCCCUAUGGAUCCAUUCCCUCUACCAAACAUUGAUCAAUUGGUGGAUGAGACCGCAGGGUGUGAGAUCAUGUCCUUCCUCGAUGCCUUCCGAGGGUACCAUCAAAUUUUCAUGCACGAGGAGGACGCCGAAAAAACUGCCUUCAUGACUCCCGAGGGCAUCUUCUGCUACCUAGUGAUGGCCUUCGGCCUAAAGAACUCGGGGGCCACUUACACCCGGAUGGUGGCCCGGGUCUUUCAAGCCGUCCUAGGGUGCACCAUGGAGGCCUAUGUUGACGACAUGAUCGUCAAGAGCAAACAAUCUUCCAGCCAUGCUGACGACCUCCGGGAAAUCUUCGCCAUCAUGCAAAAAUUCAACCUUCGGCUAAACCCGAAGAAGUGCACCUUCGGCGUCCAAGGGGGCAAGUUCUUGGGUUACAUGGUGAGCCGAAGGGGUAUUGAGGCCAAUCCCGAGAAGAUCCAGGCCAUCAUCAACAUGGAGCCCCC